UAAAAAUUAUUAAUAAGUACCGACAAAAAGAAGGGGAAAUUCCUAAUACAAACUCAGUAUAAAAGCUAAGACAGCGGCUUCAGUAAUCAUUCAGCGGUUGUACUCCGACUUGCUUAGAACGUGGUGAUUACGUGGCGAUAUUUACUGCGAUGGCUUACUAUAUUACUUGGCUUGUUGGAGCCAUUCUGAUAGCUCACAAUUUUGGGAAUAUUUUGACAGCUUCAGUUCCUGAAACCCAAAAAGCUUCGAAAACUUUAUUCCAAGGAAUAAAACAAUUUUCUCAAGAUUUCUAUCAAAAAGCAAAUGAUGGAUCAGAUAAUCUUAUAUGCUCACCAAUGAGCGCGAACAUGGUUUUAGCCAUGGCUGCGUACGGAGCUCGAGGAAAUACGGCUAAGCAAAUGCGAGCAGGUUUACACCUACCCGAAGACAAUUCAGCUAGUAGAAACGGCUAUCGAACACUAAUUGAUACUUUUUCUAACGUGAAAGCGAUAGAGCUUAAAUUAGCCAAUAAAAUAUUUUUGGGAAAGGAUGUCGAAUUGAAACCUGAUUUCAAAGAUAUUACUGAAAAAGAUUUUCGAUCGACUGCAGAGACUGUAGAUUUCAGUAAAGGGACUGAAGCUGCAGCAACUAUCAACAAUUGGUCUGCUGAAAAAACUAACGAUCGUAUCAAACACGUCGUUAGUCCAGACGAUGUUCAAGGUGCAAGUUUGGUUUUGGUUAACGCAUUGUACUUUAAAGGAGAUUGGGUUUCACCUUUUGAAUCUUAUAUGACUCAGUCUGAGCCUUUCAAUGUCGAUGAAAAAACGACAAAAGAUGUCGACAUGAUGUACCAAGAAAAACGCUUCAAUUAUGGAACUCUUCCUGAACUUGACGCUAUUUAUGUGGAGCUUCCUUACAUUUCAAGUACAGAGAGCGAUUUAACUACUAUGUUUAUCAUUCUUCCCAAUACGAUAGGUGGCCUGCAGAAAGCUGAAGAAUUAAUUCCCAAACAGAACAUUAAAGAACUUUUUGAAAACCAACAUAAAACGUUACUGAAUCUCUGGUUGCCUAAAUUCAAAAUAGAAAGUACCAUCAAUGUUAAUGAUAUCCUCGAAAAAUUGGGAAUGACUGACAUGUUCACAAAUAAUGCUGAUUUUACGGGAAUUACCGAUAAUCCACCACUGAAAAUCAGCAAAGUAAUCCAAAAAGCCUUCAUCGAAGUUAACGAGAAGGGAAGUGAAGCCGCGGCUGUUACUGUCAUGGCAGCAGUGGCAAUGUCAGCACCAAUUUUCCCUACUCCACCAGUCAAUGUUAAAGUUGAUCAUCCUUUCGCAUUUAUACUCUACCACUAUGAAACCGAUACUAUUCUAUUCCAAGGGCAUGUAACAUCACCAUCUAUAUAAUUAAUAUACUUGAGCUAAAAUUUAUGUAAAAAUU
Cotesia glomerata is the source of this 1416-nucleotide messenger RNA. RefSeq names its product antichymotrypsin-2-like. Gene Ontology annotation, molecular function: serine-type endopeptidase inhibitor activity. The transcript is spliced from 7 exons. The coding region runs from base 150 to 1382 and encodes 410 amino acids. Lineage: Eukaryota; Metazoa; Arthropoda; Insecta; Hymenoptera; Braconidae. The record is from RefSeq and is a predicted model, not a curated record.